This is a messenger RNA of Prunus dulcis (almond), 2023 nucleotides long. RefSeq lists its product as uncharacterized. Bases 736 to 1854 code for a protein of 372 amino acids. The record is from RefSeq and is a predicted model, not a curated record. NCBI's taxonomy places the organism in Eukaryota, Viridiplantae, Streptophyta, Magnoliopsida, Rosales, Rosaceae. The transcript has 6 exons. Gene Ontology annotation, cellular component: Golgi apparatus.
GUCUUCAAGCUGAAAAAUGUUUGACUUUUGAGUUGACUUGCAGAUAAUACUAGGCUACAGAAGCGGCAAAUAUCAGCCAUGAAGGCUUGAGCCUUUUCAUAACUGAAUGAACGAAAGCUCGUGCCUUUUUAACUUUUGGGCCUGUUGCUAUGGACACCCAUGCACAAAUUUAAGAAUUUUGGUUAGACAGCCACGCCUAGCAGGCCUGUGAGCCCAACCCAUGACGAGCAGCCUUUCCUUCCCCCUUCUUCUUUUUGAUCUUUCCUUUCUGUCACUCUCACCCUCACUCCCACAGUGCCACACUUCCGAGUUCGGCAAUUCCAAAGGUUUAUUGUUGGUUUCUUCCUUGCUGCUGCUCCCUGGUAUGUUGAGGUGAUUUUCUACUUUGUGCCAGGAUAGACUAUCAAGAGAAACCAGGAUACAUUGCUUGCACAGAUUCUGUGAGCAACCCCUUCUCCAUUUCAUUUAGAGUUCUGGAAGUAUGUGCUCUAUUUAUGGUUCCACUUAUGCUUUAUCUACCUGCAAAUACCUGUAUAUUAAUCAGUGCAUUAUUUUCCCCUCUCAUCUUGCUACAUUUGCAAUUGUCCUUAGUGUGGAAAACGGAGCUGUGUGUCCUUAGUUUGCAUUUCACAGAUUAUAUUUCCCCUCUAUUCUUGAAAAAGAACAAAUUAUAUUUUGUUUAGAGGUUUAGUCCAGGCAAACAAACAAUCCUGGCUCCGCACCUGUCCAACUCUAAUGGCAUUUCACAGAACCCUAAAGUCCAAGUCAGGACCCAGUUCCUCAAUCAUCUUCCCUGCCUUCUGCAUAGCUGCAAUUGUUCUCCUCUUCUUCUUUGCCUCUCUCAUUUCCACAAACCCUGUAUCCUCCCCAGAAGGCCUAGAAAGUGUGACCAAGUCCGAGAACAAUGACCAGAAUGACCAGAAUGGCCACGAGAAGUUCCUCUACUGGGGUAACAGAAUUGAUUGCCCUGGAAGGCACUGUGAAUCCUGUGAAGGUCUGGGCCACCAGGAGUCCAGCCUCCGGUGUGCUCUUGAAGAGGCCAUGUUCCUUAAGAGGUGGGCAGCAAAGUCUUGUUCCAUGGACUCUUUGUAUGAUAUGGACCUCAUAUCGGAUACUGUACCAGUAAUUUUAGACAAUUCAAAACUGUGGUAUCAGGUGCUAACAACAAGUAUGAAGUUGGGAGCUAGAGGAGUUGCUCAUGUGGAACGAGUUAGUCGUGUUGAUCUCAAAGAGAACAGUCGUUUCUCAAAUCUUUUGCUGAUAAACAGAACUGCAAGCCCUCUGUCAUGGUUUAUGGAGUGCAAGGAUCGAAACAACCGUAGUCCUAUACUUUUGCCAUACUCCUUUCUCCCCUCAAUGGCAGCAAAGAACUUAAGGAACGUAGCUGAUAAGAUUAAGGCACUCCUUGGUGAUUAUGAUGCAAUUCAUGUUCGUCGUGGCGAUAAAAUUAAGACCAGGAAGGACAGGUUUGGUGUUGACAGGACCCUGCAUCCUCAUCUGGACAGGGAUACACGGCCAGAGUUUAUUCUCCACAGAAUUGAAAAAUGGGUCCCACCUGGACGAACUCUUUUUAUUGCUUCAAAUGAAAGGACGCCAGAAUUUUUUUCACCUCUCACAGUCAGAUACAAAUUGGCAUACUCAUCAAACUUUAGCCACAUUUUGGAUCCCGUGAUUGGAAAUAACUACCAAUUGUUCAUGGUUGAAAGGCUUAUCAUGAUGGGUGCUAAAAAAUUCAUUAGAACAUUCAAAGAAGACGAUACAUAUUUCAGUCUUACCGAUGACCCGAAGAAGAACUCCAAGUUAUGGAAAAUGCCAGUCUCUACCAUGGAUGAAGAUGGCAAGCAAACACUUUGAGUGUUGUUCAUUGUUGCAUAUAAGGGGGUUUUGUGUGUGUUCUCAAAAUAUUUAUUUUCAGUGAGAAAGUCAACAUGGUUAAGUUUCUUAGUUACCUUUUCCCAUUGGAUCGGAUUUCUGGAGUGUCGAUUAGAGAAGUGAUGUAUAUAUGUUCCUGAUGAUUAGUGCA